GAAUGGUAAUGUACUCAUACUUGAUUCUUAUCACAGUAACAUUGUAUCUCAUGACAAGCUCCUGAUCACGAUCAUGAUGCUUACGACGACCAGGUCAAACAGGACGGUAUGUAAACGAACAAUCCGGCAUCACGUUUACUGGCGUGAUUCCCUAAUUCCGAAAGAUGGGAGUCGUGCGCAGUCAAGUUUUGUUUUCCCUGGCACAUGCUCUCCUUCGUUUCGAUCGGACAGGUCUGAUUUUACGAACUUACCACAACAAGUCGAUCUUUUGGAAAGAUACCGUGGGUUGGUUACAUUAGGUAGGAUUCAAUACGAUGCUAAUCAGGUUAGGGUCGUGAUGGAGCUUAGGAGACUACAAAAGGUGUUGCGAGAUUAUGCACCCCCUGCAUUGUCAUCCGGCCUCUUUCAUACUACUCCUAUCACGGAUGCUAGCUUUGGUACCACUGCCAUAUCGGAAGGUCCUUGGUGGUCUGAUACCAGCAAGGAGGCCGAACUCACAUCAGAUGUAACAUCCCUUGUUCGUAUCAAGAGCCUCUCCGAGGAGUUGGCGUCUUUAGACACCCCCAAGGGGCUCCUGCUAACCGGGUCUCCGGGAUCAGGUAAAAGUUUCCUUGUUGACUUGUGGUAUUCCUCCUUCCCAUCGCCGCACAAGGCUCGCAAACACUACAAUCAAUUCGUAAUAGAAAUAUACCGUGCCGUAUGGGAAGAAACCCAGCGGAGAAUGUCCGUCUCUCGUGCCGCCGCUAUCGCCCCUGAAGAAGCCGCACCAUGGAACAGGUCACUCCGUGAAAGCUGGCGAGAACUCAGCAAGCUAAGUUUACUGCCGACUAAGUGGACAAGGCGUUUGGGUCCUGGAAAUAGUCUAUCUGGCUCAACGCCUACUAUUGCAUUCAUGGUGGCAUUGCGAUUACUCCGCCGUCACUGGCUUCUCGUCUUUGAUGAAGUCCAACUUUUGGACGUGUCAAGCGCCGGAUUACUGGCGGAUGUUCUCUCGUGGUUUUGGCGUAUGGGAGGUGUUGUCGUAGGCACCUCCAACAAAGUUCCGGAUGAUCUUUAUCGUAAUGGUGUCCAAAGAGAAAGACUCGAGCCAUUUGUGGAUGCGCUGAAAGCUCGGUGUCCUGUGAUGGCUUUGGAAUCAGAGCACGAUUGGAGAGUUGUCCGUAAUGGUGAUGACAGUAACUGGUAUACGUGGGAUGAAAGCGAAGCCUUCGAGGACAAGGUCAAAUCCAACUUUAGCUAUGAACCACGUAGCCAGACGCUGCAUGUGUUUGGUCGACAGAUAAAAGUACCCUGGGUAUCGGGCGGUGCUUGCAAAUAUACCUUUGCGCAGCUAUGUGAAGAAUCUCUAGGAUCUGCUGAUUACUUGACGCUUGCUUCUAAUUAUCAUACGAUCAUAAUAUCAUCCAUCCCGACCCUCGAACUUUCUGAUAAGAACCAGGCUCGACGCUUCAUUUCCCUAAUAGAUGCACUAUAUGAAUCACGCUGCCGGAUCAUCUGCCAUGCUGAAGCGAAACCUGAGGCCCUCUUUUUUUCUGGGGCAGGAUUGUCGGUGGAUGAUGGACGAGAUAUUUUGCACGUGGAAUCCCUGGGAGAAACACAAGAUAGAAAUCGCCCAAACAUAUCUACCUAUGAUUCACCCGGAAUGUCAGAAGCUCCCAUGAGCCCGGCUCCGCUAGCUCUAGAUAAGUUAUCAAUAUUUUCUGGUCAAGACGAACAGUUUGCAUUCAAGCGUGCCCUUUCACGCUUAAUGGAAAUGUCGAGCUCGGUCUAUUUCAGCGAGGAGAAGUGGACGCCUCUCCCUCCCAGUUCCCGUAAAUGGGAAAGCGCAUUGACAGGAUCACUGCUUAGUAGACCUUCCACAAGCCCAGAUUCCAUUCGAGACGAGGACAGUAUGAGAGACGACGAGUCAAGCAGAAAGGAUACUGGCAACCACUUCAAUUCAUUGUUGGAACGGCCUGAAGCACCUCGGUUAAGCGAGGAUCAUAUCUGGGGAGUAAGGGAGGACUGGGGAGAACGGGCGAAGGAUUGGGGAAAGGGAGCCAGCGCAUUUUCGGAGCCUUCCACAUCGAAAAAGGGCCCUUCGUAG
Molecule: messenger RNA, 2086 nt
Organism: Serpula lacrymans var. lacrymans S7.9
Lineage: Eukaryota; Fungi; Basidiomycota; Agaricomycetes; Boletales; Serpulaceae
Exons: 6
Coding region: 74-2086 (670 amino acids)
Cellular component (GO): mitochondrion; cytoplasm
Molecular function (GO): ATP hydrolysis activity; ATP binding
Source: RefSeq, a predicted model, not a curated record